This is a messenger RNA of Lycium ferocissimum, 1302 nucleotides long. RefSeq lists its product as uncharacterized. The transcript has 2 exons. The record is from RefSeq and is a predicted model, not a curated record. The coding region runs from base 107 to 925 and encodes 272 amino acids. Lineage: Eukaryota; Viridiplantae; Streptophyta; Magnoliopsida; Solanales; Solanaceae.
AGAAAAAAAGAAAGAAGAGAUUACUUAUGUAUAGGUAGGGAAUAUUAAUGUUAUCUGAAGUAGAUAUAAUCUUUAUAUUAAAGGAUAUUAUGAUGAGUAGCCUUCAAUGGGGAGUGAUGUGGUAGUUGUUAAUCCCUUAUCCUCCUCUUCUCCUUUACUACGCCACAGAUUUCCAUUCAACAAUUCUACUUCAAUAAAUUACACACGCUGUUUCUCCAGUAGCAGGCGCCCAAAGGACUACCAGGGGUAUUGCUGGGAUAAAGGAACAGAGUCUGGUUUUGGAAGUAGCAAGCGGAUUUGGUUGUCCGAUGAUGAUGAUGAGUAUGACGACGAAGAAGAAGAAGCUCGAUUUGUUGAUGGUUUUGGAGCUAUGGAAGGUUCCAUUGGUUUUGCCUGGGUUAUCAAGGUGUUCAGAGCCUUUGGUUGGAUGCUUCCGGCUAUUAUUAUGUCAGCGGUACUUGGAACAGGUACAAAUACCAUUAUCAUGGCAAUAACACUUCCUUUAGCACAGUCUGCUCUUUCUUUACUGAUGGAUGCCUUCUGGGGAUGGUCCGACGAAGGCCCACGAUCCAAGUACAAGAAAAAGAAAAGACGCUAUGCUAGAGCAGCGAGCAACCCUGGAAUAAGAAUGGGAAAAGGACAAAAUACUCGGAAUGGAAAAGGAGUUAGAGACUAUCAGUCCUCAAAUGGUGCAUCAGAUAGAAAAAAUUCUGGAAGCAAUCUAAAUUUUGGUGGCUGGGAUGAACUAGACAAUCAUGGGAUGGAAAGAGAGCAGAAAAAGCCCGUUAAUCGAAGACCGGCUCAACCAAGACAGUUGACUGAUGGUAAAUUGAGUAAGAGAAUCGGAAGGAGAGAAACUCCAUUGCUACUCAGACUGCUAUUUGCUGUUUUCCCGUUCUUGGGAUCGUGGACCAAGCUAUUGUAAAUUUGUAAUGGACUUCCGGAGUUGAAGCCUUUUGUAGAGUCAAACCUUAGCGUGGCAGCAAGCAAUCUUUAUUUGGUCCUUCUUGUUUUUCUCUAAGCUAGACUUGGAACCCGAAUCACAUAGAUGUACAGAUUAAACAUAGUAUAGAUGAGCUUGUGUUCAUUCUUACUCAGCUCGAGCACUCUUGUCCUAAAAUAAUGCCAAACAAAAAAAAGCAUCAUAAAAGACCUUGAUUACUUUGUCUCUUUUGUUUCAGAAGGAUUUGUCUUUUGUUUUCUUCUAGCGCUCGGGAAAUGAUAUGAAGAUACCAAUAGAGUGUUAAGCAGUGCAUGAACUGAACUUUUGUUUCGGAUUGAAGUGAAACUGGCGUUCUUAAA